This is a messenger RNA of Phyllopteryx taeniolatus (common seadragon), 11305 nucleotides long. RefSeq names its product myosin XVAb (gene myo15ab). Lineage: Eukaryota; Metazoa; Chordata; Actinopteri; Syngnathiformes; Syngnathidae. The record is from RefSeq and is a predicted model, not a curated record. Gene Ontology annotation, cellular component: myosin complex; cytoskeleton. Gene Ontology annotation, molecular function: ATP binding; cytoskeletal motor activity; protein binding.
UUCCUCAUCCCCUUUGCUUUCUGCUGCAAUGCAAAACCAAGCACUUCGAGAUGCCACCUACCUUACCCCGUUGGCCCUCCACGAUUCACCCCCGAUCCCUUCCUCUCCGCUUUUGUCCAGAGCACUGCAGAAUCAAGCGGUGAAAGACGCCUCCUACAUUUCUCCUUUGCAGAGGCGACUAUCUCCUCACGAGGAGCCCAUGGCCCCUUCCUCCCCGAUAGUGUCAAGUGCCCUGCAAAACCAUGCGGUAAGAGACGCAUCCUAUGCUCCUCCUCUACAAAGGCCGCUCUCUCCUUACGAGCACCCCAUGCCCCCUUCCUCCCCGAUGGUGUCUAGAGCACUGCAAAACCAGGCGUUGAGAGACGCAUCCUAUGCUUCUCCUCUGCAAAGGCCGUUAUCACCUUUUGAGCAGCCUAUGGCCUCUUCCUCUUCGAUGGUAUCCCAAGUGCUGGAAAACAAGGCAGUGAGAGAUGCCUCCUAUGUGUCUUCCCUUCAAAGGCCUCCAUCCCUGUAUGCUCAACCUGGGCCUUCAUCUCCACUGCUUUCUGGAGCCAUGAGACACGGUCAGGUACUCCAGAAUCUAGCGUCCUAUCCCACUCCGCACCUCCACUCACCAUAUGGGCAAACGUAUGUUACCGGGUACGAUUACAUCUCUGAGCCUGGUCCAGCACCGCUGCUCUAUGAUGCUUUGCAGAACCGCUCCGACUUUCAGAACGUUGCAUCUUUAAGAUCCCCAAUGAUGCAACACCAUAACCCUUACGCUCCGGUCACCCCCAAGCUCCAUAGUGCACUGCAGCAGAACCCAAAUCUCCGCCAAGUGUCCUAUCAGACUCCUUUGAAACUCAGUCGGUCGCCCUAUGCACCCCCGCCACCUUCUUCACCAUUGCUGGCGAAUGCCAUUCACAAUCCACAGCUGAUGCAGGCAUCCUACCGGUUGCCGGACGGAACCUUGGUGUCGCCUUUUGCAGAUCCACGUUCCUCACCGCAGCUCGGUCAGGCCUUGCAAAACCAGCAAAUACGGGGAGCUUCAUACAUUUUGCCUGAUGGAUCAAUUAUUACGGACCCACGGGUUUCCCAGCAGCCCAUGUCUCCUAACCUUGCCAGAGCGCUUCAGAACCAGGAUCUCAGGACUGCUACUUACACUCUACCUGAUGGCACAAUUAUAGACCCAAAAACCAAGUAACCAAUGAUUUAUGACUCCUGUUUUGAAUCCACAUUGUUUCCGCCUUUGAUAACCAUUAACCUGUCUCUUCACAUACAGCAACCUGUUUCCCCAGACCUCGCUAAGGCACUAAAGAACCCUGCUCUCCGUGAAGCAUCCCAGUCGCUCCCUGACGGUACCAUCGUCAUUGACCCAAAAAAAACAAAAUCCCCCAACCUCACGGCAGCACUUCAAAACCCUUACCUAAAAUCGGCAUCUUACACGCUGCCAGAUGGCACUAUAAUCAUUGACCCCCGGAAGCCUGUUUCUCCGAGUCUUGCUAACGCCCUUCAGAACCCUACCCUCAGGAAGGCCUCCUUUAACCUGCCGGAGGGAGUUCGGGACCCCAAUACACCUAUACCGCCAGACUUAUUAAAGGCUCUUAAUAACCCGGCCUUGAAGGGGGCAACCCUCACCCUCCCCAAUGGAACCAUGAUUGUCGACUCAAUGAAACCAAAGACUCCCAACUUGACCUCUGCCCUUCACAACCCCUACCUUAGGGGUGUAUCGUACACUCUGCCUGACGGAACCAUCAUCAUCGACCCGCGCAAACCGAUCACUCCGGACUUGUCAAAAGCUCUUGCAAAUCACAGCAUUCGGAAUGCUUCGUAUCAGCUCCCUGAUGGUUCCCUGGUUAUCCCUGGUCAGCAGCCUGCGACUCCAAACCUCACCGCUGCUUUGAGGAAGAACAUGGGCCUUCGUUCAUCUGAUCUCUUCCACCUCCCUCAAAACUCUGUGUUCAAGGGGGCACCGAAACCCGACAGUCCGAACCUAUACUCUGCCCUGAAGAAUGACGACCUGCGUGGCAUCUGUUACAGGCUGCCAGAUGGCUCUGUCCUCACAAGACGGUUCAACAAUCCCAGCCUGGCCAACGCCAUCCAAAACCAGCAGCUUCGCUAUGCUUCCUACAGGCCCCCAACUGCACUAUAUGGCACAGAUAAUCGCUACGCCCCAAUCCCACCCUAUGGACCGCACUCGGGUCACUGGGCCCGGAAUGCCAGGGGCGGCGGCGAAACCGGGGAGGAUGUGUGGGCCUCUGAGAGAGUUUUACCCCAUGGCACGGUCCAGCAUCUGGCCAAGUGGUCCAUGUAUAGAGAGACAGGUGUGUUAGAUGGAUAUUUACCCACAGCCGACAUCAAGAACGAAGAGCUUCAGGAUCCAGACUGGACCCCCGUCCGAGAGAGGGUUCCUGGGCAGAGCUGGUAUGACAAGAUCUACUCUAUCCUAAGCAUGCCGACAACCAGCCACAGGGUGAAGCGCUGGGCCGAGGGCGUGGAGGACUUGACACAACUGCCAGAACUGAAUGAGACCACCGUCCUGAUGAACCUCAAGAAACGCUAUGACCAGGAGCUCAUUUAUACGUACAUCGGCGGCAUCCUGGUCUCCGUCAACCCAUACAAGCUUCUCAACAUUUAUGGCACAGAUAUUUUACUCCAGUACGAGGGACAUGGCCUGAGCGACAACCCUCCUCAUCUUUUUGCCCUUGCUAAUCUCUCCUACACCAACAUGAUGGAUGCCAAAGACAACCAGUGUAUUGUCAUCAGUGGAGAAAGCGGGUCCGGGAAGACGGAAGCCACCAAACUGAUCCUGCGUUACUUGACAGCCAUACAUCACAAACGCAAUGUGACACAACAGAUAGAGAUCUUGGAAGCCACGCCCCUGUUGGAGUCAUUUGGCAACGCCAAAACGGUGUGCAACGACAACUCGUCACGCUUUGGCAAAUUCACAGAGAUCUGCAUGGAGGAAGGUGUAAUCAGCGGUGCCAUAACAUCUCAGUACCUGUUGGAGAAGUCCCGCAUUGUCUUUCAGGCCAAAUCGGAGAGAAACUACCACAUCUUCUACGAGAUGCUGGCGGGCCUUCCUCCACACGAGAAGCGCUCACUGCAUCUGCAGGAUCCCGAAACCUACUAUUAUCUAAAUCAGGGAGGGGACUGCAAAAUCGUGGGGAAGGACGAUGCCCAGGACUUCCGCCACCUCCUGAGCGCUAUGGAUCUCCUGCGCUUCAACGCCGAGGAGCGAAAGGGCAUCUACCUGCUCCUUUCCUCCGUCCUCCAUCUCGGCAACGUCUACUUCCAGUCGCACCAGGCUGGAGGUCAGGAGGGGGCGGCGGCGGCGAGCACUCAGGAGAUCCGAGUGGUCGCUGACCUGCUACAGGUGUCGCCCGAAGGCCUGCAGAAGUGUGUCACCUUCAAAGUCAUGGACACAGUCCAUGAAAAGAUCUCCACUCCGCUCACAGUGGAGAGCGCUGUGGAUGCCAGAGACGCCGUUGCCAAGAUCCUCUACUCGCUGCUCUUCAACUGGCUGAUAGAGCGUAUCAACGGACGGGUAUACCCUCGCAACGAGGUGCUCUCCAUCUCCAUACUGGACAUUUAUGGAUUUGAGGAGCUGGAGGUGAACAGUUUUGAGCAACUGUGCAUCAACUAUGCCAACGAAACUUUGCAAUUCUUUUUUAACAAAGUCAUCAUCCAGCAAGAGCAGGAGGAGUACAUGCGAGAGCAGAUCGAGUGGCAGCAGCAGCCCUUCAGUUCUAACCAGGCCUGCUUGGACCUGAUUGCCGCAAAGCCUCAUGGGAUUCUGCGCAUACUUGACGAUCAGUGCGGUUUCCCUCAGGCCACAGACCACACGUUCCUGCAAAAGUGCCAUUAUCACCAUGGUAACGACCCCCUGUAUGCCAAGCCAAAGAUGCCUCUGCCCCAGUUCACCCUCAAGCACUAUGCCGGAAAAGUUACCUACCAGGUGAACAAGUUUCUGGACAAGAACUUUGACACGGUCCGCCAGGAUGUCCUGGACCUGUUCAUCCACAGCAAAAACAGAAUUGUGGCGGACCUUUUCUUGAAACAUUCCGAGGUGUUGUCCCAGCAUCGGUCCAGCACGCGGCGCAGCAGCACGGCUCGCCGCUUCCAAGCCAGCACGGUCAGCGUUAAGUUCCAGAGCAGCUUGCAGGAGCUACUGGAGAAGAUGGAGAGGUGUCACCCUUAUUUUGUGCGCUGUAUCAAGCCAAACCAGCGUAAGGAAGCUGCAAUGUUUGACAUGGACCUGGUCUCGACGCAGCUGCGCUACUCUGGAAUCAUGGAGACCAUCCGGAUACGCAAGGAGGGCUAUCCCAUUAGACUGACAUUUCACAGCUUCCUAUCCAGGUACAAAGCGCUGCUCUGCUUGAAGGACCCCCCCAUGGCCGACCAAGAAAACUGCGUCAUCAUGCUGAGGAAGCUGGGACCCGUCAAGGUCGGCUCCUACCAGUUGGGAGUCACUAAGAUCUUCCUGAAGGAGGAUCUGUAUCAGCUCCUGGAGGGCAAGCGUGACCGCGUGCUCAACAUCGCCGCCCUCACGCUACAGAGAUACGUGCGCAUGUACUUCAUACGCAAGAACUUCGUCAAGUUCCGACACCGCAUGACGCAGCUGCAGGCCAGAUGCAGAGGAUGCGUCGUCAGAAAGAAGUUUGCCCGCAGGAGGAAAUAUCUCGUCAAGUUGCGUGCCAUGGUGCGAGUCAUCGUCAACCGGCAGUGGUACAUCCGGACGGUGGUGGAGCCAGCGCGGAAGGCUGAGGAGGACCGCAUCAACCGAGAAGUGGUGAACAUGACCACCCUCCCCAUCCCCGCUGAGUUGGCGGCGCUGCUUCAGGCAGCUUCAGGUGGUGCCGAGCUGCACUCGGACUGCCUGGCGCUGGUCCAGGCUCCCAAAGUUAAGGUUGAACCACAGAUGACCUUACCCCUGGACAUCAACAACUACCUCAUGACUCAUUAUGUCCGCACCAUAUUUAGGGACCCAUACUUUGGGAUGCUGACAGCCCCUCUGGAAAACUCCCUGACCCGAAUGGAUCCAAACUUGAAGCAAGGAGCCCUAAACAUCUUUGUCCUGAUUCUUCGCUUCAUGGGUGACCCGGAGCUGAACGGGGCUCAGGAGAACCUCUUUGGGAAUUACAUCAUCCAGAGAGGGCUUGGCAACGCCGAGCUCCGAGACGAGAUCUUGGCUCAAGUGGCCAAUCAGGUGUGGAGGAAUCCCAACAUGCUGAAUUGCGAGCGUGGUUGGCUCUUCUUGUCCUCGUGUUUGUCUGCCUUCCUGCCUUCCCCGAGUCUGGCCAAGUACCUGCUCAAGUUUGUGUCAGACCACGGGCCCGAGGGCUACGACUCUGUGUGUCAGCACGCUCUACUGCGGGGCAUGCGGCGGCGCAGCGGCGGGCCCGAGUACACGCGCGCCUACCCGCCAUGUCUGCUGGAGUGGACCGCCAACCGCAAGAGAGCGCGCACCCUACUCCAUGUGCACUGCUCUGAUGGUGUGUCUGUCCUGUGUCCCGUGCACUCUUGGACUACAGGGGAGAACAUGGCCAAUGACAUCUUGCAUCACAGGGGUGUGACGGAGGGCCGUCGAGGCUGGUCGGUGCUGCUCAAGGAGUCAGCACAGUGGGUGGAGCUUGAGGGCUCGGACUAUGUCCUGGACCUGAUGUCGGACCUGGAGCUGCCCGCCCGAUUCCCCAAGAACGGCAGCUACUUCAUUAUCUCGUCGCAGGAACCGGGACGCGUACGAGCCAAUGCCAGCAUUCUGCUGGGCGGCUGCUUUGACGGCAACGACGACGCCCUAUCGUCGGCCCACAUCGCCCGCGAUCACUUCGCUAGCCAGGACCCGGAGCCUCAUCGAGGGACGGAUGGCUAUUUGGACAGCCUCUUUGAGCCCGUGCUGUCCGACGGGAGCGCGAUGGUCCUCGGUGAUAUCACGGCGUCUCGUGGCUUGCGGCAGAGAAGCAUUCCAAGUGACCCCACGGAUCCUUCGAUGGGAUCUUACAAUCAUUGUGAAGCAGAAUUCACCAAGCGUUCGUUAGAUUGUUGGACGACUAGUAGGGAACAUGAGCUGAAAUGGGAGGGAGCGGAUCCAGCUGCGAAGGGCCGUGGAGGAGUCGGAUGGCAAGACCAAGGACCUUCGGGUGGCCCACCGCCUCCACCUGGCGCCGUACGAGUCCUGCCCGUGGGAGGUGUGAUGUCACUUCCCGUUGCCACCGUGGCCCCCGUGACAGACGCCCUGUCGAUCGCCCGGACCUCUCCCGUCAUGAGCCCUCCCGCCGGCACCCUACUCCAGCACCCUCCGAGCCCAUACGCCACCGACAUUCCCCCAAGUCCCUAUGCCAACAUCCCGCCCAGCCCGUAUGCCAACUUCACACCGUCUCCCUAUGCCACCGCGGGCCCGGCAUCUGGUCCUUACCCUCCGACGUCGGAGCCCGAGCCGGACCCUCAGACGGGCGACGCCCAAAUCAACAGGAGCAGAUCCACCUCGCCGCCGCAGGCUAAUGAACAGGCUGCGUCUCGUGACAAUAAAAAGGAUAGCGGUCCUCGGAGGAGAGCCCCUGGAAUUCCCAUCAACAAGGACAAACCCGCCCAAAAUUUGGCCCCAGUGGCGCUGUCUCCUGCCCCCCCUGCUGGCGAAGCGGUGAAGUACUCUGAGCAGAUUGUGCCCAGUCAGGAUAUUCAAGAAAUUAUUCGGCGGUACAACUCUCCACCUCCCUUGGUGGAGCCACUGCCACCUGAAAAAAGGAGACCAGAGGGUAAAUUUAAGAAGAAGCAAACGCCUCGUGAUGAAGCUUUGCGGAUCUUAAAACCGCAGAUGGACAACCCUCCUGCUCCACAGCCCAAGCAUCCCCCGGUCCCCCCGCCCUCUGCAUCUGCCAUGAAGGAAAGCACCUUCCAGCCUACCAAGAACACAAAGAGGAAAGCUCCUCAUCGUCCGGUGCCGGUACCUCCACCAGUUUCUCGAGAGCUCCCGGUGGAAACGCAGAGCAUCCGGACCAAAGUGCACCAGAGGACCAACCAGGAACACUACACCUACACCAACGUUCCCUGGAAACUCUACCUUCGGAAAGAGGUGUUCUAUCCCAAAGACAGCUUCAAUCAUCCGCUGGUGUUGGACCUCAUUUUCAAACAGAUCAUCAACGACACCCUGUCGGAGGCGUGCGUCCGCAUCCGUCGGGAUGAAAGGCAGCAGAUGAAAGCUCUCUUUGACGAACACGGGGUGCAGCAGAACACCGAUCCGGUACAGGAACACGUGAAGAAAACCAUCAUCACGGCCGCUAGGGACACCUGGGAAAUCUACUUCUCCCGACUCUUCCCGGCAUCAGGUAGCGCGGGAACAGGAGUGCAGGUGUUGUCGGUGUCACAAGGCGGCAUCAAGCUGUUAAAGACGGUGAAAAGCAGCGCCGCAGCUCCAGACUACUUCAGAGUCCUGAGAGCAUACACUUACGCAGACAUCCUGUUUGUGACCGUCCCCUCUGAGAACAUGCUGGAAUUCAACCUGAGCAACGAGAAGCUGAUCCUGUUCUCGGCCAAGGCGCCGCAGGCGAAGCACCUGGUGGACACCUUUAUCGGCGAGAUGAAGAAGGAUUCUGAGUACGUGAUCGCGGAGCGCAACUUUGUCGCCAACCGGCGUGGCGUGCUCAACUUCCACAAGGGCGAUGUCAUCAGACUACAGGUGCUGGACGGCCUGGACAAAGGUUACAGUUAUGGCUGUGUGGUGAGCAAGAAGGUGGUUUUCUUGGAGGAGCUCGAGAAGGACACACAGGACUUUGGUUGGAAGUUUGGCGCGGUGUUUGGUCGCUCUGGCGCCUUCCCAUCCGAGUGUAUCCAUCCCAUUGCUCCUCCUGACUUCCUGUCCCUGCCGUCGGACCGCAAGGUGGAGCCCCGAGGCGGCGCGGGCCAGUUUGCCGUGUCGUCGGCGGCGGCCGCGGCGUCCACCAUGGCCGCGCAUGAGAUCGACCAGACCGUCGAAAGUCAGAGGGUUUCUCUGGAUGGCUUGAAUGAAGAAAUGGACGAGAGGACUUUGCUGGACAGCAAGUACGACAUGCUGGAGUUUGCCAGGAAGUACUUCAGACAGGCUGCCACUGGGAGAGGGGACUCCCUGAAGAACAAGAGCAAGAGCCGAGACUCCAGGGAACCCGAGGAAAUGAUCAAGUUCUCUAAGAUUCCCCUGAGCGAGUCCCUCAUAGAGUUGCCGGAUCCGGCCGUGAACCGAGUGGCGGCGGACCUUUUCCUCUCGGUGAUGCGCUUCAUGGGGGACUUGUCGUUAAAGGGGCUGACGGAGCAGGAAGUGCUCAGCACUUUCCUCAAGCUGGUAGGAAAGUUCCCCUUGAUGAGGGAUGAGGCCUACUGUCAGGUGGUCAAACAGGUCACAGCUAACACCAGCUCCAAACCUGACAGCUGCCAGCGAGGGUGGAGGCUGCUAUACAUCUUGACGGCAUUCAGUCGCUGCUCUGAGGUUCUCAAGCCCUUCCUGCUCAAGUACCUGACUCAGGCCUCCCACGGUGCUGGGGUGCAGUAUCAGGGCAUCGCUAAGGCAUGCGAACACAAUCUGAAGAAAACUUUCCAAUACGGCGGCCGCACUGUUCCGCCCAACAACAUGGAGCUCAGAGCCAUGAUGGCGGGUAGAAGCUCCAAGCGCCAGCUGUUCCUCUUUCCGGGGGGCCUGGAACGCCACGUGAAGAUCAAAACAUGUUCUGUUUCCCUGGAGGUGAUGGAGGAGCUGUGCUACGAGAUGGGCCUCCACAGGGUGGAGGCCAUCGAGGAGUACGCCAUCUUUUUGGUCACAGACGGAGGUCAGAACGUGCGUCCUCUCAGCAAACACGAGUACAUCCUGGAUGUGGCCACCGACGCAGAACUGGUAGACAACGACUACAGCUUCUGGUUCCGACGCGUCGUCUGGACUCAGCCUCUCAAAUUUGACAACGAGCUCUAUGUGACCAUGCACUAUAACCAGAUCCUUCCGGACUACCGCAAAGGUCUCCUGAACGUUCUCCCGCCAGGAAAAGUUAGCGAUCAGCAGUUCCAUCAGAUCGCCAAGCUCGCUGCCUUGCAGCACCGAGCCAAAGACGUCGUCUUCAUCCCCAGCAUACACGAGCUGUCAGAGUACAUCGCUGCGCCGCUCUUCAAAAAGCAGCCGCCGCAGCAGUGGCUUGCCAUGGUGAUGCGGCACAUGCGGCAGGUCCAGACCCUCCGCCCGCACCAGGCUCGAGCACAGUUUAUGGGGCUGGUAAGCGCAUUCCCCAUGUUUGGCUCGUCGUUCUUCUACAUCCACAGCAGCAGCUCCACCUCCUUCUACACCCCCUGCAUCGUUGCUGUCAAUCAAAAGGGUCUUCAUUUCCUGCACAAAAUCACACAUGAGGUGAUGGCAGCGGUCCCCCUGGUAGAAGUGCAAUCCAGCCGCACCCAGAGGCCCUCUGCCGGGGCCAGCUACCCAUACGUGGACCUGGCUCUGGGUGAUAUCGACACGCAGCGGCUCAUCCAGCUGCAGCUAGAACAGGGCCUGGAGCUGUGUCGAGUGGUUGCCAUGCAGGUGGAGAACAUGAUGUCGGCGCGGGAGAAGCGACUCACCCUGCCGCCCAGCGAAAUCACCAUGUUAUAGUGCUCCGAGAGCCCAGGGCUGGUUCAAACUUUGUGCUCAGAGGUGAAGGUUGAUUUUUGAAAGACACAGAAGAAAUGAAAAAUGUAUGAAAAAUAAAGGGCGGCACGGUGGGCGACUGGUUAGAGCGUCAGCCUCACAGUUCUGAGGAACACUCACACUCACAGCCAUGCCUACGGGCAAUUUAGAGUCUCCAUUGAAUGCAUGUUUUUGGGAUGUGGGAGGAAAGCGGAGUGCCCGGAGAAAAGCCACGCAGGCACGGGGAGAACAUGCAAACUCCACACAGGCGGGGCCCGGGAUUGAACCCGGGUCCUCAGAACUGUGAGGCUGACGCUUUAACCAGUCGCCCACCGUGCCGUCAAAAGUUUAUUUUAAUACGAAAAUACUUCUUCGUUAAUGUCACCAUUUGAUUUGUAGUAUUUUAUUCCAUUAUAAUUAUUUAUUGAAUAAAAUAUUAAAAUGAAACUGUAAAUGUAAUAUUUAUUAUUUUACUUAUUUACAAUAAAUAUAUGAUUUUAUGAGAUAAAUACAAAUAUCUUUUUUUAAAUGAUUAAAUAAUCUUUUAAAAUUUUUGGGAAACAACGGAUGAAAUAAUGCAAAUAAUAAUAACAAUAGGCGGCACGGUGGGCGACUGGUUAGAGCGUCAGCCUCACAGUUCUGAGGACCCGGGUUCAAUCCCCGGCCCCGCCUGUGUGGAGUUUGCAUGUUCUCCCCGUGCCUGCGUGGCUUUUCUCCGGGCACUCCGGUUUCCUCCCACAUCCCAAAAACAUGCAUUCAUUGGAGACUCUAAAUUGCCCGUAGGCAUGGCUGUGAGUGUGAAUGGUUGUUUGUUUCUAUGUGCCCUGCGAUUGGCUGGCAACCAGUUCUGGGUGUACCCCGCCUCCUGCCCGAUGACAGCUGGGAUAGGCUCCAGCACGCCCGCGACCCGCGUGAGGAGAAGCGGCUCAGAAAAUGGAUGGAUGGAUAAUAACAAUAAUAAUGCAGGAUUCUUGAUAAUGUGAAUGCUUGAUGGACCAGAUUAAAUAACUGAGUCUUUUCCCACCCGAGGUAUCCUAACGCUUCCUACCUCCGAACACUGCUCACCGGUCGCAACAUUAGCUACACCUGCAGAGGGAUGGAUGAAAAAAAUAUAUGCCUGUGCAAAAUAAAAUAAUGCUCACUAGUUAGACAUCUUGUGAGUUAGUAGCCUCUUUCACAAAUAGACACCACUAAAUUGCCACAUUAGUGAUUUAUCUGCAUUUUACACAUCAUCCAACCCAUUUUAGCAUCUAGGGCAGGGUGGGGCAGUGACCCACCAGAUCCACCAGAGGUAGCUGAGGUGAAAAAGCUUAACUAUUUUCCAGCAACUUGAACCUUAUUAACGUCUAAAAUGUUAUUAAUUUUGUCAUAUUUUGAUUUCUGUUUAGUUGAAUAAAAGUGUACUGAGAGCUGCUAUGAUAAUAUGCUCAAAAUUUUCUUAGCUCAUUCAGCUAGUAAUGUGUAUCACUAGCAUGCGUGCCUAAUGUUGCGGCCAGCAAGUUAUGUGUAUGAAUGCACACUUGUAUUAAAUAUUGUACCAUCGUAACUGGAAAAAAAUUGCAAACCAAAGGUAGUGACUCACUAUAUUUUUUACAUACCUGUGCUGUACAAUAUUUUACCUUUUUUUUAACUACCAACUGUAAACGGUCACAUGCAAUGUAUCUGCUGUUAUUUUACUUUAAAAAAAUAAUGAAACUAAAAUCAGCUGCA